Messenger RNA from Rhincodon typus (whale shark), 1948 nucleotides. It is a transcript of the gene larp4b, whose product is annotated as La ribonucleoprotein 4B. The record is from RefSeq and is a predicted model, not a curated record. The coding region runs from base 68 to 1948 and encodes 626 amino acids. The transcript is spliced from 16 exons. Gene Ontology annotation, biological process: positive regulation of translation. Lineage: Eukaryota; Metazoa; Chordata; Chondrichthyes; Orectolobiformes; Rhincodontidae. Gene Ontology annotation, cellular component: cytosol; cytoplasmic stress granule. Gene Ontology annotation, molecular function: mRNA 3'-UTR binding.
GAGGAGCUCGGCAUCCGCAGAUUCUUCGAACAAAAUUCUCUCUACAGAGCCAAAAAGCAGACGGCUCAUGACUUCUGACCAGGACACUAAAGUUGUGGCUGAACCGCAGGUGCAGCAAGUGCAAGAAGUUGUCGACAGUUCUCCUCUGGAGUCAGCCAAGGUUUCAGAACUGAAUCCUAAUGCCAAAGUUUGGGCAAAUCAUGUGCUAAAUCUGGAUGCUGCUGCAAGCAAUGCCUGUGAAACUUGGGAAGAACAAUUGGAGGUUCCUGAUACUUGCCCAGAAGGAUUUGAGACCAAUGGUGAUGCUGAAAAGUCAUUUCAAAGUUCAUCACAGGAGCCCUCUUUGACAGUUCCUUCUGCUGAACAAUCAGAUUUGGAUACUGUAACACUCCAGUGCUCUGACUCCUUCUACUCAGAAUAUGAGACCAUACAUGGAACCAGGCAGGGAGGUGGUGAUCAAACUCUAUUGGAACAGGAGACAGUUGGUCAAGAAGACCUUAGAGAGCUGCUGAAAAAGACACUGGAGUUCUGUUUGUCUCGAGAAAAUCUGGCGACUGAUAUGUACCUGGUCUCCCAAAUGGAUAGUGACCAGUAUGUGCCAAUACUGACUGUAGCAAAUCUUGACCACGUGAAGAAGCUGAGCACAGAUGUGGACUUGAUUAUUGACGUUCUGAGAUCAUUGCCUUUGGUCCAAGUGGAUGAGAAGGGAGAGAAAGUCAGGCCAAAUCAAAACCGCUGCAUCGUAAUUCUACGUGAAGUACCAGAGUCGACGCCCAUUGAGGAGGUAGAAGCACUCUUCAAAGGAGAAAAUUUCCCGAAGUUCAUGAGUUGCGAAUUUGCCUACAACGACAACUGGUUCAUCACCUUUGAAUCAGAGGCUGAUGCACAGCAGGCUUACAGGUAUCUUCGAGAAGAAGUUAAAACCUUCCAGGGUAAGCCUAUAAAGGCAAGGAUUAAAGCAAAGCCAAUGGCUAUCAACACGUUUCUACCAAAGAAUGGUUACAGACCUCUUGACAUGAACCUAUACACUCAGCAGAGGUACACAUCGUUUUAUGUGCCUCCAAUAUACAGUCCCCAACAGCAAUUUCCACUUUAUAGCCUUCUUACUCCACAGUCCUGGUCAACAACACAUAGCUAUCUGGAUCCUACUUUGGUAUCUCCAUUCCCUAAUGCUGGUUUCAUAAAUGGAUUUACUGCAGCUCCAAACUUCAAAUCUGCUACAGCCCCUUUGACCUCACUCAGACAAUAUAAUCCUAGGAACAGGAACCACAGCAAAACCCAUUUGCGCCCCACAUUGCCGAACACAGAUCGUGGUCCAGGACUUUUGGAAAGCCCAACAAUAUUUAAUUUUUCUACGGAUCGUCUGUUGAAUGGUGUUCGAAGUCCACAGAUGCGACCAGCUGGACCCAACAGGACACGGAUGCAUAGUAGUGCAGGUUAUAAGAGAGAUUUUGCAAUUGGAAGGUCAGAGCAAAUCAGUGCUGAUUCAUCACCUAGUAUGGGCCGAGGAAGGAAGAAUUCAUAUGGAUACAGGAAGAAAAGGGAAGACAAGUUUACGAGAUCCCAGACGCAGUCACCUCCACCACCCAAGCCACCAUCACCUAACUUUGAACUAGGGUUGUCUAAUUUUCCUCCUCUGCCUGGAGCUGCUGGUAAUCUGAAGACUGAAGAGGUUCUUGAGAAUAGACUAUCGAAUGUGAUCAAAGUACUUCCAAAAGAGAAGGCACAGAUAUUACAGAGUAUAAAUGUUGACGCAAGCACUAACACUAUACCUUCGGGAAUACCACGGGAGUCGUUGCCAUCCAUAUCUCCAACUGUACUGCCAGCAAGUUCUGAGGGGUCCCCUUCACCACCUCGUUCUCCAGAAAUCAAGUGUCUACCAAAAAAAUUGAACAUGCAAGAUGGCUUGCAUGAUGUGCAUGCACAACAGUACCUGCUUGAGCUCUAA